CCACAUUUUCGUUCCUUGGAAAAUAUGCGAAACGUCGUCGUUUGGGUCUCUUCCUUCUUCGUUGAGAUUUUUUUUUUGUUGGUGCAGGAGUCGGCUUGCAAAACUAAACUAAUUCUCUUCUUGGGUUUGCUCUUUUCUUGCUAAUCCAGAGAAAGCGCCAGAAAUUUUCUUUGUUAGAAUCCUCUUUGCACGCAAUCAUCCAAAUUCUUGAUCGUAUAUUCACCUGAAAGAAUCCAUCUCAUCGCUCUCUUAGCUCCAGCUUUAGGGCAAACCGCCGAUCACAUCCCUAGUUUCUUCGGCUCCAUCGAAGCGGAUAGUAAGAGUAUCUGGAAUCUUGGGUUCUCGGAGGACAAUUCCUGUAUUGUUAAUUCUAGGGUUAGCUCAAAAACAUGUUUUUCUCCGGCGAUCCGUCGACUCGGAAGCGAGUCGAUUUAGGUGGCCGGAGCACCAAGGAGAGAGAUGCCCGGAAGCUUCUGGAGCAGACCAGAAUGGAGCGAAAUCGUCGGUUGCUACAGAAGCAGCAGAACUCCGCUGCCGUCAGAAUUCAGAAAUUCUUUAGAGGUAGAAGAUCAAUGGCCAUUGAGCGCUCCAAGGUGCGGCGUGAUUUCUGUGAAACCUAUGGGAAUAAUUGCCAGAAUGUCGAUAGGCAUUGCUUUCAGCCAGGUUCAAGUUUCCUCCGGCAGUUGCUGUUUUUUUUCAAGGCACAGAACUCGGGAGAUUUUGUGAUACUUGUGGAGACGUGUCGACUACUGCAAAAGUUUGCUCACAGCAGUGGUGACAUUGUCAGCCUUUUUUCUGGCUUGGACUAUUCCUCUGAGCAUAGUUUGGUGGAUUUCAGAGUAAAGAAACUUGCAUUUACCUGCAUCGAAGCUGUACAUCAGAAUAGGAACCGUUUAAGGGAUCAACUCUUAGUUACUUCUGAAGAAGCUAGCAUUUCAACAGCUAUAUUGAUGGACGCAAUGUCGUUGAUGCUAGAUAUUAAGCUGCCUUGGGUUUGCGAAAUAGUUAGUUAUCUGCAGAAACGAAACAUAUUCAAAAUGGUCAGAGAAAUCGUCAUUACGGCUAAGGAAAGCCCUGGAGGUCAAAUUAUGACCGGCGGCAUCCGUUCACUAGAAAAAGUAUUGAUCCUGGUUGUUCCCCAUGUUGGCCGUCAGCCAUGUUGCUGCUCUGCUGUUGAUCCACGUUGGAGUUUCUCAUCUAUGAUCCUUACAAUACCUUUGAUAUGGCAGCUCUUCCCAGACUUGAAAGUGGUCUUUUCCAACCCAAGUCUAAGUCAACACUACAUUCGCCAGAUAGCAUUCUGCAUUAAAACAGAUACCCAUGUUCUCCCAAUAGAUACAAGCACAGAAUUCCCUGGUUAUGCCUGUCUUUUUGGUAAUAUGUUGGAGACUGCAAAUGUGGUGUUGUCACAGCCGGAAUGUUCGUUGAACAUGGCAGUGGACAUUGCAACUGUUGCAACUUUCUUAUUGGAGACACUUCCUCCUGUGAAGUCAUCUGAAAUAGAAAGCAGACAGAGCUCUUCUGACGAGGAUGAUAUGUUGAUUGACGAUGUACCAGAAUUAAUCUUGAAUAGGACUCUGGAGCAGCAGAUAGUUACCAAUGCUAUAGACUCACGUUUUCUUCUGCAGUUAACAAAUGUUUUGUUCCAUCAAGUUUCGCUUGGUACGCAGUCAUAUGACGAAGAAAAAGAAGCACUAGCUAUUGGCACAGCCAGUUCAUUUCUGUAUGCAGCAUUCAACACUCUCCCUCUUGAGCGAAUCAUGACAAUUUUGGCUUAUAGAACCGAGCUUGUUGCUGUAUUGUGGAAUUAUAUGAAGCGAUGCCAUGAGAACCAGAAGUGGUCAUCCAUGCCUAAACUCUUCGCUUACCUUCCAUGGGAUGCACCGGGUUGGCUAUUACCUCUGGUUGUUUUUUGCCCUGUUUAUAAGCAUAUGCUUAUGAUAGUCGACAAUGAGGAGUUUUACGAAAGAGAGAAGCCACUGUCGCUACAAGAUAUUAGGUUGCUUAUCAUCAUUCUCAAGCAAGCUUUAUGGCAGUUACUAUGGGUAAAUCCACUUACGCAACCUAACUCUGGGAAAUCUGUCUCCAACGACCUCAAGAAGAACCCUGUUGGCUUGAUUCAGAACAGGGUUGGGGUUGUAGUCGCUGAGUUACUUUCACAGUUGCAAGAUUGGAACAACCGGCAACAAUUUACUUCCUCGAGCGACUUCCAAGCAGAUCCAGUCAAUGAAUAUUUCAUCUCUCAGGCCAUAAUGGAGGGUACGAGAGCCAACUACAUACUGAUGCAAGCUCCUUUCCUGAUUCCGUUUACAAGCAGAGUCAAAAUAUUCACAACACAAUUAGCAACGGCAAGGCAAAGUCAUGGGUCUCAAGGCAUUUUUGCUCGAAAUCGGUUCAGAAUAAGAAGAGAUCACAUCUUGGAAGAUGCUUACAAUCAAAUGAGUGCAUUGUCCGAGGAUGAUCUCCGGGGAUCGAUUCGCGUGACAUUUGUCAAUGAACUCGGAGUUGAGGAAGCUGGUAUUGAUGGUGGUGGCAUUUUCAAAGACUUCAUGGAGAAAAUUACCCGAGCAGCUUUUGAUGUGCAAUAUGGGUUGUUUAAGGAGACCGCUGAUCACAUGCUUUAUCCUAAUCCGGGAUCAGGAAUGAUACAUGAACAGCAUCUCCAAUUCUUUCAUUUUCUCGGCACUCUUCUCGCAAAAGCUAUGUUUGAAGGGAUCCUAGUUGAUAUACCAUUUGCAACGUUUUUCCUCAGCAAAUUAAAACAAAAGUACAACUACUUGAACGAUUUGCCUUCUCUGGAUCCUGAGUUGUAUAGACAUCUUAUAUUUCUGAAGCGUUAUAAGGGUAAUAUCUCAGAAUUGGAGCUUUACUUUGUUAUUCUGAAUAAUGAGUAUGGAGAGAGGACAGAGGAAGAGCUACUUCCAGGGGGAAAAGACAUGCGAGUUACAAAUGAGAAUGUUAUAACUUUCAUUCAUCUGGUUUCCAAUCACCGAUUGAAUUUUCAGAUACGCCAGCAGAGUUCUCAUUUCUUAAGGGGUUUUCAGCAACUCAUUCCAAAAGAAUGGAUCGACAUGUUCAAUGAACAUGAGCUUCAGGUUCUCAUAUCUGGUUCAGUUGAUAGUUUGGACAUUGACGACUUGCGAAAGAACACUAAUUAUGCUGGAGGCUACCACGCUGGACAUUAUGUGAUUGAUAUGUUCUGGGAAGUUAUGAAAAGCUUCUCAACCGAAAACCAGAAGAAGUUCUUAAAAUUUGUGACGGGAUGUUCAAGAGGACCACUGCUCGGUUUCAAAUACCUGGAACCUGCAUUCUGUAUACAGAGGGCUGCUGGUAGCGCGAGUAAUGAAUCAGUUGAUAGACUACCGACAUCAGCCACUUGUAUGAACCUUCUUAAGCUUCCGCCCUAUCAAAGCAAAGAGCUACUGGAGACCAAAUUGAUGUACGCCAUAAGCGCAGAAGCGGGAUUUGAUCUGAGCUGAAUAGUUCUUGCGACUUUGUCACUCGGAGAAGAAGAUCAAGACAAAGUGGUGACUUAUAACGAGGAGAAGAAGAAUCAAAAACAUGGUUCUUGUGACGCAAGAAAAACCCAUUGUCUUGGAUGUGGACUAAUAAUAGAAUCCAUUGUCUUGGAUUUGUAAGGAAAUUAGUUUAUCUGUUUUUUGUAACAUUUUAUGAUGAUGGUAAAUAUCUUGAGUCCAUUAA
Messenger RNA from Eutrema salsugineum, 3702 nucleotides. RefSeq names its product E3 ubiquitin-protein ligase UPL6. Gene Ontology annotation, biological process: protein polyubiquitination; ubiquitin-dependent protein catabolic process. Gene Ontology annotation, molecular function: ubiquitin protein ligase activity; protein binding. NCBI's taxonomy places the organism in Eukaryota, Viridiplantae, Streptophyta, Magnoliopsida, Brassicales, Brassicaceae. The record is from RefSeq and is a predicted model, not a curated record.